AUGUCUGAGUCCGAAGACAAUUCACAGCUCAAUUUCUUUAACUUGAACUUUGGUGCUUGGAAUAAUGGUUGUAAUUUGGAGCUAGUCAACAAUGAUAUUUGGCCACUUAAUUCCGGCCCAUAUCUUGCUCAUAAACAUGACAGUUUAGGUCUUCCACCUGUCAACAAGCAAUCUGGAAAAUCCUCUGGAGACUCCAAGCUUGAUGGGCCAAAUCUAUUUUCUUGGUCAUCGAAUAAUCCACUUAUACGGCCUGCGAAUAAAAUGUCAAUAUGGUCAACUGAUGUUCAGUCACAAGCAAAGUCCCGAGAGUUAUCGAGCUCACUGUGGGGGAGUACGGUGAAUGAGAAUGAUCAACUGGCGUCUGAAGAUGUUUGGGAUUCAUCUCAUGACCCUGUGGUUCAUAUACCCAAAGUUGGGAACGAAUUAGAAUCUUGGAAGUUAGAUCGUCCACAGUGUCUUGGUUCAUCGGAUGUGUCAUUACCUGUUGUUGAUUCCGAAAUAAACAAUGUCUCCAGAGAGUUGGAAUUACCUCAUCUAAAUAUCCCUGUUAACAACCUUCCCGAUGUUAACACUAUGCUUUCGGGGUUGACCAUCACUCCUAGGAAUUCUGAGGAGUCACCGUCUCAAACUAAAACAUCUGCAAGUUGUGCUAGUGCAAAUGAUCCUGCUACAGUUCAGGCGCUGUCAACAGAGCAAUUAUUUGACCGACUAAUCAAUACAAAUGAGGGUUGGGGCAGACGGCCAAUCGACCAGGCGACACCAUGGGAGCCAUUGGAUUCAAAGAUAAGUGAUCAGAUAAAUCGUAGUGGUAUAACAACGCCUACACCGGGUGCUUGUUCUUCUGGAUAUCUGGCUGGGAAUUUCAGAAUUUCUUCACAACCUCACACAUCCGAUUCUAAUGUAUGGACUAAUGAACCACCAACGGGAACAGGAAUAUGGGAAAUGCACUAUGAAAGUUUGGGUGGUCGUUCGGCUGCAUGGCAGGCAGAAUCACAGUCUUUGGCUUAUCGUGAUAUGAUAUCUACUCCUCAAGUUAAUCCUAGUAAUUUAAUGAAUUGUAGUCUAAAUACUAAUCCUCGAGCGGCACCGCAGCUUCAACCUAGUCGUCCUGGUGAUUGUCGCGAAUGGGAAGAUAACGAGAGCAGGUUAGUCAAGAACUGGAAUGUUGGUCUGUCAGGGUCUUCAGAUCGCACCAACCUAUUGUGGAACUCGCCUACGGUUGCAGCAGAUUGUGAUGACCAAGUUGGGGGAGGUGCAAUACACAGACGACACCCAACAACGAUCGUCUCACAUCCAGAAGCGCCUUGGGGUAGUGGAAAUACUGUUCAUCCAUCCAGUGGUCGUCCCGUACUUGGUGGAACUCGUGCGAUACUACCAAAUAAUAACCAAUCAGAUGAUGUGACUUUGGAUGGUGACUCGAAUUUUUUGAGAUCCGGUGUAAACCCGAACACUAUUGUUGCAUGGGAAACUUCGUCCAACGGUGUGGUUAGUACUACUUGGGGGUCUACCGGAAAUACGGGUCUAAUUAAUUCUAUGCAAACCCAGUUGCCUUCUUCAACAGAUGAUGUUAGACGUCAGCAGAACUACUUGGGUUCCAUUUCAGUUACUCAGGGAUCCGAUCGAUUGCAGGUUCAUCCGUAUAGUAAUACCUAUCGAGCUGAUUUAGUUAAAUAUUUGAUGAGUCAGGGUUUUAAGAAAGAAGAUGCACAUGCAGCUUUGAUCGCAUGUAAUAUGGAACCAGAGAAAGCCUUGUCUGAAUUACGCGAACGUUACAGCACAAAUAGAACUAUGAAUGCCAUGACACAACCCUUAGAACUUGGUCGUAAUUAUGGAGCAAAUGGUGUCUCACACACAGUAACCAGGAGUGGCCCAAUCCAUCAGCUGUCAAAUGAUGCUUCAUUAUCCCAGUUUUCACUGUCAGGAAGCAACUCUACUGCCUCUGCACCGAAUCAUCGUCUUAAGCAACCAGGUUCAUGUGUCACCACACAAAGUUAUUCAAAUCAGUUGCUAGCUAUGCAACCAGUUCCUAACUCUCAAUUAAUGAGACAACAAAUCACUCAGCAGGUUCGUUCUGCCCUAAACCUUUCUCUGCCAAAUCCGUUGGGUGUACAGAUAAAUGGAAAUGCUGCAGUUGGUGCAUGUGGUGGUUCACUUUUAGGGCAGCCUCCACCCCCUUCUUUAUCAAAUGUCAAUCUCAAUUCCCACACUGCCCCAUCUGCUAACUCACAUCAGAUUACUGGUUUAGCACCCAUUACGAGUUUGGGCCCUGCAAAGAAUAAUAUCCGCACACCAACUACACCUGCAUCUUAUAACCAGAACUCAAUGAAAAGGUCACCUCGCCAAAUGGCAAUAAUCAACUCAAUAAUUGAAUUGCAAAAGAAACAUCAGAGCAUUCAGCAUCAGCUAACGGUAUAUCACAAUAAUCCAGCUCUUCGAUCGCAACCCCAGUAUGCUGAUGUAUUUGUUGAACUUCAGGGUCAGAUGCAACAAAUCGAAACUCAGCUUUAUGCAAAACGCACACAACUUAAUCUGACUCGUGCACAGGAUCUAGGAGCACAGUCGACACGAACAACACCGUUGUUGCUGCCAAACUGCGUUGAUGUCUCCGAUAACUCUUUCCCUGCUAUUGGUACAUGGAUGGCACCCUCAUCAAACUGUGGAGAAAAUUUUGACAAAACUCCAACUGACGCCUUAGGUUCCAGAUUGAAUAAUUUUACCCGCACUGCUGUCUCCAAAGUUUCCAGUAACUGGUCUCCUGUUUGGUCUGCAAGUAAUGCAUCAAAUCAAACCACUUCAAAUUUACGUCUAACUCAUGCUCAAUGGCAGCAAGGAAACUCUCAUGGUCGUACUGGUUUAGAAAAUAAUUUGAACCUUCCGGUGGGAAAAAACAAUCUUUCAGGAAACAUGCACGGUGAAGCCCCCCCUCAAGGACAGUGGUUAUUAGUGCAGCCACUUCUUGGAUGGACUGGAGCAAAUAUUCACAAUCUACAAAAUAUUUUGUCAACUCACUUCAAACUCACCAGCUUUCAUGUUUUGAAUCCAAACACGAACAGCGUACUGAUAAAGCUUCAAAAUAUAGAGGAGACAAUACAGUUGGUUAAGAAUUUCGGGGAUCGUCUAGCUCUGGAGCCACUUUCAGAACUCGAUGCUCGUGUUCAUUUAGAACAAGUAUCCUUAAAUGCUUGUUCAGAUGGACUGACAUCUAAUCAAUUUAAUACAUUACCGGAACUACAUGUUACAUCAUCUAACUGGAAUGCUAAUGGCCAAUUCUACUCUUCCUUGAAUAAUUCUAACAACAAAAAGCCUAACCCUCAAAUCUCUCGUUUUGGAAUAACUGUAUGUGGGAACAAGUAGUGUAUUUAGUGAAUCUAGGUGAUGAAAAUAGUCGUUUUUGCGGAAUCUCUUGUUUGGUAAUUUUUCGUAAGGAAGUCUUCCAGUCUCAACGCUUUUGCGUUCAGAUUCACGUCACUAGUGCAGCUAACUUAAUGACAGUCAAAAAAUUCACAAUUCUCGCAUUCACUACAUUCUGCUCAAGUUUUAUGAAUGUGUGCUAUUCUUUUUCUCUCUCUCACACAGUUCAUGUUUUUGGCUAAUUCUUUGCUGUGCCUCUGUGACUUCUGUGAUCCAAUAUUAUAUCAAAAUCAUGCGUUUCGAAAUUGCUAAGUUGUAUAUGGAUCAAAACUAGUCAGAAUUGCCUUGCUGAUUGAUAUAACUAUAAUUGUUAUUUUUAUUCAUGUCUACCCCUUAUAUUCUUUAUGUAAUAACAUCAUACCUCAUUGCCUUUCAUACCUACAUCCAUACAUCCUCAUAUCUGUGCGUGUGUCUGAGAAUGUGGUCUGAUUGUCUGUUCGGUUCUGUUCUAUUCUAUGUUUUUUUAAAAACCGUCCAACUCUUUCUAGUAGUCUUUCAUUUUUUCGCGUGCUUGAUUUUUACAGAUAGCUGUCUGUAUCUUCAGACUCUAAGUGUGGCUACACUUUACUUAUCCUUCUGUCCCUAACCAAGCCUUUAGAAUCAAAGAGUAUUCGAAGCUGAAGCUGCUUCAACUAUAUCGUAUCAAUUGAGUGCUUUUCCUGCUACAUUUUAUUAUAUAGUGUAUUUAGGUUGUCCUACGUGUUUAUGUGAAUAAGUUAGUUUACAUUGAUAUCUUAAAUCCUUAACUUUCCCCUUUAUGUAUGUGACGUACCCUUUUUGUCCAUUUUCAUUGGGUUCAGUCAUCAACUAUUGAACAGAAAACCACCUAAUGUAUUUUUUUUCUGUCUUGCUACAACACAGAUCAUGUCUAUUCUGAGACGCUAACUGUGAUGUAUUUAUACGUGCGUAUGCUCAUUGGUUUAUUUCCCCUUUCACGCAGAAUAAUGCGGUCCCUUUAAAGUCUUCUGAUACAUACAACUGCCCUAAAAACCAGACCGGUGCAAUAUGUUUCUUGUCCCGCUUAAUUGUUCUGUAAAACACUUAUGACUGUAUUUACCUACCUCUAGAUCAAUAGUAUUAAUUGUUCUCAUUUUCACUGAUUAGGUUAUUGUCUGUACACCUUGUGUACGUAUGUGUGUGCGUAUGAUUCACAAUUUUGUGUCCUCAAACAAGGUGUGCACUUUGAGUCGUUUUAAUAUAACCAAAUUAUCGCCUAACACUGUACAAUAAGUACAAUACUUACUGCAUAUCCAGUGGAAAUGAUGCUAUUUCUCCAUUUUUGUUCUUCUUGGAGUCAACUGAAGUAAGAUCUUCCUUUUUCCUUUCAAUCUUUAAACUAUGUGCAUCCUUUUCUUCCUGUUUUUUCUGUUGUUCAACGAUUUUUUAAUGAACAAAUCGUUUUACUAUGUUAUGUCAAGACAUUUCCAAUCAGAAAAUUGGUCAUUUAUUGUACGUUUUUGAUCGAAUUAUUGCAUUCAGUUAACCUUUAUUUCUAAUGCACACACUGGUUGACGUAAAAGAAAAGAUGAAGCAAGAGUUAGAUUUUUCAAAUUGCCUAAAGGUUUAGGCAUACAAGCUUUUCUAUUUCACAUCCAUCAUGAAGUCAUGUGAGAAUACUUCCCUUUUUGUGUAUUUUUUGAAAUUCUGAAUAAUAAUGAUAAUUCUGGCUGUUUACUACACCAUUACAAUCCAUUCUGAGUUAGUCUUUCCACUUUUCAUGUCCUUUCUAUGAUGAUUGCAUUUUCCUCUAUAAAUAUAAGUCUAGAUGUAACAACUAUUCCUUUGUGGUGAAUUCCCUUCUUCUGUUCACAUUGUUAUUUCUCAGUAGUCGUCAAUUUUAUCAACACAACGACUAGGACAGUUCUUGAGGUGUGUGCGUCAAAGUCGUGUUUCCUUUUCCACUGCUAAUAUAACCCAUUCCGGUGCAAAGUUAAAAAACCUGUUGCCAAACUUCUGUCUAUCUGUUUAUACACACACACAAAACAGUAUAGUCUCUAUUCAUUCUUUUUUCUGUUUUAUGAUUUAUUUCUGCAACAUCAUCUUAAAAUGCCUUCAAUUCUAACGUGUAGUAGUAGUAGUAGUGGAUAACCGAAUUUUUCCAGCUAUUUAUUACCUUUGACUUCAACCUGUGAUCAGAUCCAUUUGUUGCAGUUACCCUGCAUACCUCUUAUAUAUUAUACGCAUUAAUGACGUCAUUUUUCAUCAUUCCAUUUCUGGAUUUGCAAGUUGAUGUUUCUCCUUCCGACGUUUUGUUUAUGUGCUAGUGGCUCUACAUUUCCAGGGAUCCAGAAUACUUGUGAUGCUUUUCGUGCCUGUGCUAGCUAUAUCCGGUUAGCAUUAUUCAUAUCACGCGUGUGCUUCCACUCGAAUACAUUAUGUUUGACGAUUCCCGAACAUAUUCACUUUACAGCUGCAAAAAACGUAAUGGGGAUACAGUGGACUCACACAACACAAUCAAAAUAUUUCCCUAUUUUAUUCAUAAUUAACAAUUUGGUUGUGUUCAAUCUAUUCCUAAAUUAAGAUAAUCUAAUCUUCACAUAUCCCAGCUGCUCAUAGAUCAUCAAUGAGACCUUUUCCAGCAUACAAGUUAGUAAAUAUUCUCUGUCUUGAGAGAAUCCACUUGAUGAUAAAACUGGGUUUCUGAUUUGUCUGGUUUCGUUUAUAGACAUUAAAAUAUGUAUCACUGCUUUCAGCAUUCUCUUUUUCUCAUAAUACCCGUUGCUGAACUGGUGUGUUGUUCCCCCUCUUAUGCAUAAUCAUGUCUAUACUGUCCUGCAAAUAUUCAAAUGUAUUCCAUAUAUUUGUUUUUAUUAACCAGUCAAAAUGUGUUUCUCUCUCUCUCUCUCUCUCUGCAUUAAUCAUAAGUUUCCAUCAUUCGUAUAUUUCAGUCAUCACUUACUGUUUGUUUUGUCAAUCUAGAAAACAUAAUAGUCCUGCCAAGCGUAUUAUUGUCUCGUAAUCUUUAGGGAUAUCUUAGCAGAACUCAGCUGGUUCUGGGGACCCAUGGUUUGUUCACUUUCUCUCUCAAUUGUGUAUCAACAAGUCAGUGACUUUUCCUCUAUCCUUAUUUUCACUGACUGGGUCCUAGUAUUUUCACUCAUUAUUGUCCUGUUUGCCAGCUCAACUCAGCUUUCGCACUUGUGAACUUGCCAUUUUUGUGCGCCAAGUUAUUUCAAAUGUUAAUUAACUCUAUCCACAAUUGUUUGCUGUGCCAAGUGCAUAAAGUGUCAUAAAACAUUAAGGAGUGUCAGACUUUGUUUUUAUUUUUCUUUUGUUCUAAAUUUGGUUGAAUAGGCGUAUUCAUUCGUAUAUUGUUCAAUGUUUCUUUCUCAAAUAGAGCUCUCCCUACUUA
This is a messenger RNA of Heterobilharzia americana, 6763 nucleotides long. NCBI's taxonomy places the organism in Eukaryota, Metazoa, Platyhelminthes, Trematoda, Strigeidida, Schistosomatidae. The record is from the annotation of a GenBank genome assembly.